Molecule: messenger RNA, 1498 nt
Organism: Capsicum annuum
Lineage: Eukaryota; Viridiplantae; Streptophyta; Magnoliopsida; Solanales; Solanaceae
Product: probable 2-oxoglutarate-dependent dioxygenase SLC1
Exons: 4
Coding region: 82-1191 (369 amino acids)
Source: RefSeq, a predicted model, not a curated record
AUCAAAUUAAAACACUUCCCUCUUCAAUUCCUUCUUCACAACUUAGCUAUUUUUCAUUUUUUGAAAUAUUAGACACAUAUAAUGUGUCCAACAAUGAAUAUUUUGGCUGUUGAAAAAACUAAGGAAAAGGAAUAUCAAAAAGGAGUUAGGCAUUUAUGUGAAAGUGGGAUUACUAGAAUUCCAAAAAAAUAUGUAUUGCCAAUUUCAGAUAGGCCUUUAAUUGUGAAGAAACAAGAAAAAAAUGAUGAAAAUCUCAACUUGCCUAUUAUUGAUUUUGCUCAAUUGCAAGGUCCCAAUAGAUCUCAAGUUCUCAAAUCACUUGCCAAAGCUUGUGAAGAGUAUGGAUUUUUUCAGUUGGUGAAUCAUGGUAUUGAUAGUGACACAAUUCAAGACAUAAUUGAAGUAGGCAAGAAAUUCUUUGAACUUCCAUUUGAAGAAAGAGCAAAAUACAUGUCUACUGAUAUGCAAGCACCAGUAAGACUUGGCACAAGUUUUAAUCAAAACAAAGAUGGAGUAUUUUGUUGGAGGGAUUUUCUCAAACUUAGUUGCCAUUCUUUGUCAAGUGAUCUCAUUUCACUUUGGCCCUCUUCUCCAAUAGAUCUCAGGGAGGCAGCUGCAAACUACUCAAAGCAAACAAAUUUUUUGUACCAAUUGCUAAUUGGAGCAAUUCUUGAAAGCUUGGGAAUAGUGAAAGAACACAUAAAUGAUAGUCAAAAUUUGAAAGAGUUUGAGGAUGGUAGCCAACUUUUGGUGUUGAAUUGCUAUCCUUGUUGUCCAGAACCAGAUUUAACACUUGGUAUGCCACCACAUUCAGAUUAUGGCUUACUUACACUUCUACUUCAAGAUGAAGUAAAGGGUUUACAAAUACAACAUCAAGGCAAAUGGUUGACUGUUGAGCCUAUUCCUAAUUCCUUUGUUGUCAAUGUUGGGGACCAUCUUGAGAUUUUCAGCAAUGGAAGGUACAAAAGUGUACUACAUAGAGUACUUGUAAAUUCAUCAAAAUCAAGAAUCUCAGUUGCUUCACUACACAGCUUGCCUUAUAGCUCCAAGAUUCAGCCUUCUCCAAAGCUCAUCAAUGAAUCAAAUCCCAAACUUUACAAGGACACAGAUUUUGCUACUUUUCUUGAAUAUAUUUCAUCUUAUGAACAUAAAAGCAAAAGUUUCUUGGAAUCUAGAAAAUUGCCUAGUUAAUCAGAGCUCUCGGGUUGGAAUUUUGAAAAAUGCAUCGGCAUGCUUUACCCUCAAAGUAAGACUUCAUGACACGAAUCAGAACUAGUCAAAUUCCAUUGCAAUUUGCAAAUACUAGAAAUUAUUUUGUGUAUGUUAUUAGCAGUAGUGAUUGUUAUCCCAAAAUGGAAGUAUUUAUUAUUUGCAAAAGGGGCAUAGUCUUUCGAGAUGAAAAUUGAGAAUAUUUGUAUGGCAGAAAAAAUAAUUAUAAUUUUCUGUGUAUUUAAUUAACAGCUCUAUCUAAAAUUUUACUCUUUUAUUUUUGAGAUAA